Cryphonectria parasitica EP155 is the source of this 1161-nucleotide messenger RNA. Its product is annotated as alcohol dehydrogenase 1. The coding region runs from base 1 to 1161 and encodes 386 amino acids. The transcript is spliced from 5 exons. The record is from RefSeq and is a predicted model, not a curated record. Gene Ontology annotation, molecular function: zinc ion binding; oxidoreductase activity. Lineage: Eukaryota; Fungi; Ascomycota; Sordariomycetes; Diaporthales; Cryphonectriaceae.
AUGGCGCCAUCGGGUCGGUCCUCAGAUCUGCUCUUUCCUGCGAGCAGACUGUGGCAGCAGUCUUGCGCAGGACUCCCGCGCGCGAGACUGGCCUCCAGCUACAGUGCGGCAACCGCCAUACCUGACCUGCAAUGGGCGCAGGUUCUAGAGAAGAAAGGUGGUCCCGUCGUCUAUAAACAGAUUCCAGUGCCCAAACCGGGGCCCGACGAGGUGUUGAUCAAUAUCAAGUACAGUGGCGUCUGUCAUACCGACCUGCACGCUUUGCGGGGCGACUGGCCACUGCCGUCCAAGAUGCCUCUCAUCGGUGGGCACGAGGGAGCGGGCGUGGUGGUGGCCAGAGGUGAGCUCGUUAGAGAUAUCGAGGUGGGCGAUUAUGCAGGUAUCAAGUGGCUGAACGGCUCCUGCAUGAGCUGUGAGCAUUGCCGCCAGUCCGACGAGUCACUCUGCGACCACGCGAGCCUGUCUGGAUACACGGUCGACGGGAGCUUCCAGCAGUACGCCAUCGGCAAGGCCGCGCACGUCGCACGGAUUCCCAAGGACUGUGAUCUCGAGGCCGUCGCCCCUAUUCUCUGCGCGGGGCUGACGGUGUACAAGGCCCUCAAGGAGUCAGAUGCGCGGCCCGGCCAGCACGUCGCCAUCGCCGGUGCUGGCGGCGGCCUGGGUGUCUUUGCCCUGCAGUACGCCGCAGCGAUGGGCCUUCAUCCUAUCGCCAUCGAUGCCGGCGAGGAGAAGCGCCAGGUGUGUCUCGACCUCGGUGCCGAGGCAUACAUCGACUUCCUCCAGUCCAAAGACAUCGUCGAGGACGUGAGGAAGGCAACCGAUGGCUCCGGCCCCAAUGCAGUCCUGCUGCUUGCCGCAAGCGAGAAACCCUUCGAGCAGGCUAGUAGAUAUGUGAGGAGCAAGGGAACCAUUGUCUGCGUGGGGCUGCCGGCCGACGCCUUUAUCAAAGCGCCCGUAUUCGACACUGUUGUGAGAGAGAUUAGGGUCAAGGGUAGCUAUGUGGGCAAUCGCCAGGACACGGCAGAAGCAAUUGAUUUCUUUAGGCGUGGUCUGAUCAAGGCACCAUACAAGACGGUGGGGCUAUCGAAGCUGCAGGAUGUAUAUGACAUGAUGCUCGAGGGCAGGAUCACCGGUCGAUAUAUUGUUGAUACGAGCAAGUAG